Messenger RNA from Scleropages formosus (Asian bonytongue), 2183 nucleotides. It is a transcript of the gene umad1, whose product is annotated as UBAP1-MVB12-associated (UMA) domain containing 1. The transcript is spliced from 4 exons. The record is from RefSeq and is a predicted model, not a curated record. Bases 176 to 625 code for a protein of 149 amino acids. NCBI's taxonomy places the organism in Eukaryota, Metazoa, Chordata, Actinopteri, Osteoglossiformes, Osteoglossidae.
GACGGACCGGAAGUAGGGAGUUGGCCUCUUGUAAACAAAAUUGUCAGUAAUCCUCGUUUCUCCACAUCCGAAAGCGCCUGGAGAAAUUUUUUACUACCAUUUGGAACAUAUUUACAUCUCCAGCUGCUUUUGGUAAAAAAACACAUAUACGGAAGAUUGCCAGAGAGGUGCCAAGAUGUUUAAUUUUUUUGGACGAAAAGAUUCGUCUAAGAAGCUGCCGUCGGAGAAGGAGACUGAUGGGUUUGUGAUCAUAGGAGAAACGUCUGAAGACCGGAAGCAGAAAAUUCAGAAAACAAACGUCAUCCAGCCAGCUACCCAUGUGAUUGUGCAGCCCUCCAAGAUGCCAUUUGAGAAUCCAGCCCGUUCUGUUGACCCAGGUCAGAUGGCCCCAGUCCCCGCAGUACCAGCUCAGGCAACCCCGGUCCAGUCUGGCCUAGGUGCAGAAGGUGGACCCACUCUCACGGACCUCCUGAGUGACGUGCCCUUCACUCUCGCACCCCACGUUCUGGCCAUGCAGAUGGCCCCACCUGUCCCUGAUGUGCUGUUGUCCCGAGACAUCAGUGACAACCUGGCCAGCUUCCGCUAUGACUUCACGCUGGAGAACUCGGUCCUCUGCGAUUCCUAACUCUGGCCUGGUGCUAGGGUCCUCUGCCCCAGGAUCACUUAUUUAUUAAAUUUUGAAACACUCCUCAGUUUCUGUAAUUCGCUAAUUUCAUUCAGUUGCCGCCUUAAACAGACAAAACUGGAUAAGUAUAACUACCCACAUCACUUGUGACAGUGGGUGUUAGUGUUUUGCUAAACUACAUAUAAUUCUGUCUCAGAACACACUGAGGCAUGAUGAAAGCAUGGUGACUUAUGAAUUGCUCAUGAAGGUCACACUGAGAAAAUGAGUAUCUCUUGAUGAUACGUGAAAGAAUAUUUACUUUAGAAUAGAUUUAAAAAUGAGUUGAGGAAACAAUGUAGGAUAACAGCUGGUAACGUGAUGUAAUAUUAUUGCAUAUUUAAGGUAUACUUACUAUAAGGUCUGAGGUUAAUCAGAGAACAGAGAAUUUGUUUACAGAUCUAAAGAUGUGAUAACCUACUCUGUAAAUCAGGAGUGCAGAACAGGUUAUACCUUUUCUCAAAGACAGCCCUACAGAACUGUUUUAAUUUAAACAAAUGUAAAACAUUAUUGACUCAAUGACAUCAAAAAUGGCCCAUUUGUCCCCUGCACUGUCAGAGAACUUGGAACAUUCAUUGCUGUACCAGCAUCAAGUAAAGUGUAGUUAAUGAAGUAAACAAAUAGUUGAGAAGGCAGUGUGUUCUGCCUGCGAUGAUUUAGUGUUGGCACGUGGAACCCGGAGAGAUCCGAGGCCAAAUGAACAGGGCACAGUGCAAAACUUUCAUUUAAAGGUUAUCCUGGCAGGAUUUAUGUGACAUGGCCCAUUCUGCUGCGAUGUUUUUAGAUGAUUUCUGUAAUUUUUUUAAACAUGUUUUUCCUCACAGUGGAACAUUGCCGUUAAAUUAAUGAUUUCAUACUUGGUUGUACUGUGGUUUUGCCUCUAAUCGUACAAUUCUGUAAACACCUUGCAUGGCUUUCAGAGGGGGUUAUUCUUUAAUGUCACUUUGCAUGUUACAGCAGCUGAAAUAUCCUCUUUGUGCGUCUCCGUGACUCUGGGUGUGUCCAUGCCAGUGUGCAUUCACACACCGAGAUGUAGAUAAAUUUCAUUAAAUGUCAAGCUCUUCAUUUUUGGCAUAAUCAAAUUUGGCUGAAAGGGUUAUUUAGGCUCUCUAAAUGGUUAUGAUUGUGUAAUGACCUGGAAUCUGCAUGGUUUUUAUCAUCGUAUAUGAGUGUAUGUAUUAUUUCAUUUGCUGCUGUUUCAGUCCUUCAAAGUUGACUCAAUAUUUGUCCUCUGAUCAAAGAAGUGUGAUUACAGCUCAGCUGUUCUUGCAUUUCCACAUACUGUAAUAUAGCAUUGGGAAGAUGUCUAUUUUCAUAUGACUUUCUUACUUUGCAAAGAACAGCGAUGCCAUUUGUCAACAGUACAUUUGAAAAAGUAAUUUCAGAAAAUUCUUGUGCCUUUUCCAUUUGCUGAUCAAGUUCAGCUUAAAAAAAAUGUCCUUACAUGCUACCUAAUGUCACCUAGCAUUAUUUUACUGUGCAGAAUCUGCUUGUAAUAGAAGCCAUUUCUGAUUUUUUUAGU